This is a messenger RNA of Lytechinus pictus (painted urchin), 3284 nucleotides long. RefSeq lists its product as uncharacterized. Gene Ontology annotation, molecular function: netrin receptor activity. Gene Ontology annotation, cellular component: membrane. The transcript has 4 exons. The record is from RefSeq and is a predicted model, not a curated record. Gene Ontology annotation, biological process: netrin-activated signaling pathway. The coding region runs from base 171 to 1874 and encodes 567 amino acids. NCBI's taxonomy places the organism in Eukaryota, Metazoa, Echinodermata, Echinoidea, Temnopleuroida, Toxopneustidae.
UCUCUCUUAUAAGAUAUGGAAAGGAAGUACCUGUGUCUGUGUCUUGGACUAUCGGUGGCGGUGAAACUUGUUUAAAAUUUGAACACAUAUUAUCACUUGAAUUCAAAGAAGUUAUCUCUGCACUGGUUCCAUUGUGCCAAGCAUUGCAACAUAUUACCAUUGAAUGUGGUAUGUUAGAUCUGCAUAUUCCUGCACAUGACACCAGACCUUUCAUUCCAAUGAGAUCAGUCCUCACCGUUUGCAUAGGCGGCCGCAUGUAUGUAUACCCGAAUGAACCAAUCCUAUCGACUCUCAGUGAUUGUUUUCCAAAUGCAAAGAGUCUUGAGCUAUCUUGUUACAGUCAAUAUUUUACAAAAACUCGAAAAUACCAUUCCGAUCCCCCACUGUCUUCCUGGAGACAGGUAAAAUUAGACUUGUAUAACGGAAAAUCAAGAGACUUCGUCUCUCUGGAGACCAUCUUCCUCUCCCUUUCUUCUGCCUGUCAAAACAUAGAAUCACUCUUCAUCAAAAGCCGUGAAACUCUCCAAUGGGACAAGUCAAGCAAAGACGUUAAAGAAUGUACAUUACCUAAUCUGACUGAUAUCCAUCUUGAAUCUCGUUGGUCUGACUAUGCACUUCAAUUCACAACAGAAUUACUACACGUAAGUCGUAGGAUGAGUCGUAGUUUGAAGUUUGUCGAAGUAGAAAGUGUACAGCUAGGAGAUGUAGUAAUGAAGAGUGUUGAAUGGUCCAGAACAUCUUCAGAUUCUUCGUUGCAAAUUAAAGGUGCAUCAGCGGCUGUACCCAUAAUUGACUUAAUUGAUCUUACAACUAGUGACCUUAAAGAGGUUACCGUCCUUACCUUUUACAGUUGCAAGAUUGAUUUCGGUCAGUCUGAAAGUAAGUCCCCGCAAAGUCCGAAGGAACUUUGUUCACUGCGGGAAAUCAGGUUCGUUGGUUCAGAAAACCCACUUUCCGAAUCUGACAGGAACAAGCUGUCGGAGUUGUAUCCUAAUGUCAAAGUGACAGAAAAUCAGACGAGUCAGGAGUCAUCUGAAGAAUCCCAGGAGGGUGCAGGGAUACCUUUCAAGUUGGAUAAGGCCUCCUCUCAACCACUCAAAACCUCUCUAAUAGAUGAACUUGUUCAGGAAAAGGUUGAAUUUCAUGAAUAUACAGGCUCACAGAACCCUGAAGGCAGAGAAGAAGAAACAUCAUGGCAAGAAAAAGAAGAGGAAUUUGACGUCAACCAAGGAAGCCUGCCCCGUGAAUCAGUACCUGAUGAAGGAGAUGUCGAAACAACCAAGAAAGAGUGCUGCAAGAGAGUUGGAGCUGAUGGGGGCAAACUUCAGCUAGAAUCCUUUGGGAUUUCACUUGAGAUACCUCCUGGUGCAAUCGACAUCAAAGAGCCACAGGAAAUCUCUCUUCGUGUCCUGACCGAUACUCCUAAUCUUGGUGACACCAAAAAAGAGAUGUCAGUCUGCUUUGGUGUACAAUGCUUAGCUCCUGAUGACUUAAUUCUGAGGUCGCCGGUGACUUACACAAUACCUCAUUGCGCUGUUGCAGCACGGUACUCCAGUUUACAGGCAGUCCUAUACUCAGGAGAGGGGGAAUACUCGCCACAUGCAGUUAUUAAGGAACGGAAAGUACUGUCAAGGUCUGGAAUACCCAGCUGCAAGAUCUUUAAGGACGUACUCAAACUCAAGAUGGAUCAUUUUUCGUGGGCGAAGAUUAUGAUCAGGAUCAAGAACUUCUUCUUCCGCGGAAAGAGGAUGUGUUUCGUGCCGUUUAAAGAGAAGUACUUGUCUCUGGCAAAGACACCUCUCAUCUUACAUGCCAACUUUUAUGAUGAUGUGGAAGGGAACAAAGAGGUAAGUUUCACAAUUUCCCCAUUUUAACGAAAAUAAUGUUUUGAUGAUCUAUCUUGGAAUGAUGGGUCAGUGUCAGAGAGGCCACCUCAUAAACGAUCGGGAGUGGGAUCGAUCCCGGUCGAGUCACACCAAAGACUUGCAAAAUUGGGACCUUCUCCCUUCUUGUUAGGCGCUCAACGUUACGAUUAGUUUGGAUAUUUAGGACAAUUUAUUGCAUUUGAACCAUAAAGACAAUUUUGGUAACUCAUUAUUGAGUGCAAUUACCAAGGAAUUUAUGUUAUCAUGUGAGGAAUAGGCGUUAAUGUCGUCUGCAAAUUAGUCAGGUCCAGAUUUGAGAAGAGUAGACUGCCUUAGGCAAAUCGUGUUAAUGCUGAAUUGAGAAGUGUUUUAGCAUAAUUUGAGGGCGCUGAGUCCAAAUAUGAUGUUUGCCAACCUUGAUUUUGAUGUUAAAAUCCUCAAAUUGGCAAAAAAAAUAUGGCCGCCAUUCUACACUUUUUUUAAUAUUUUUUUAAACUAUAUUCUGACCCCCAAAACUUGGAACAAAAAUGUUUGUCAACGAUUUUUGGUACUAUUAGAUCUCAGGAAUAAUAUACUAAAAAUCCACCAAAAUCCGGAUCCGGGAAAGUGGUUAUUUUCAAACUGGCGUCUAAGAUGGCCGCCAUCAACUGAAAAUUAAAAUAACCGGCAUUUUAUCUACCCUGGACACCUUUUCUGUGCAUACAUGUAUUCAAUGGAGUAGGGGAUAAAAGGAAAGAGUGAACAUAAGCACUCCAAUGGCUGCCAUGGCCUAAAAUUUCAAAAUUCAUCUAUUACCUAUUUUAGUGUCUUUUAUUUGGGUUUUAUUCAUUUGUGAUUUUCAAGGGUCAGGAAGUAAACCGGGAUAAGUUACAAGGACAGUCAACGGUCCACUAUGUCCAAAAUUCCAAGAUAGCUUUCAAAAAUGAAGUCUAAAAUAGCUGUUGUUAUCUAAAAACCCUAAAACCCGACAUAGUUUGUUUAAUAUCUGCCUUGGGGAUAUGAUGUUGGUGUCUAACCCAUGGUUUAAUGAGUCAAGAAAUACGUUGGGACAAGUAACAAUGACAUUCUAUGGUCCUCAAUGUCCAAAAACCCCAGAUGGUUUGCAAAAAUGGAGUAUAAAAUGUCUGUCGUUAAUUACAAACCGACAUAGUUUAUAGUAACCGCCUGGAGAAUAUGAUUUGUUUAGUAUAACUCAUGGUUUAAAGGGUCAAGUAUUAGACAGUUAGUGGUUCCAGUAUGUCCAAAAAUCCAUAAUGGCUUCCAAAAAUUGAGUCUAUAUAGGCCGUUCUUACCGAAAAACUGGCAGAGUUUGUUUAAUAUCAGCCUGGGGUAUAUGAUUUUGGUGUUUAACCCAUGGUUUAAAGGGUCAAGUAAUAAAAUAGGACAAGUUACAAGGACAGUCAGAGGUCCAGCAUAUCC